This is a messenger RNA of Funneliformis geosporum, 882 nucleotides long. Lineage: Eukaryota; Fungi; Glomeromycota; Glomeromycetes; Glomerales; Glomeraceae. The record is from the annotation of a GenBank genome assembly.
AUGGCAUUACUUGAAAGUUCUUGUCCCAACUUGGAACUUGUUACUCGUGGAAAAGUUCGAGAUUUGUAUCGUGUAGACGAAAACACUUUAUUAUUUGUAGCAACAGACAGAAUAAGCGCGUUUGAUGGCAUCCCAGGGAAAGGAAAAUUAUUAACACAAUUAAGCGUUUUUUGGUUUAAUUAUUUAAAGGAUAUGUUACCAAAUCAUGUUAUUACUACUGAAAUUGAUCAAAUGCCAGAAAAAGUACAAAAAUAUCGGGUUCAGCUCGAACAUCGAUGUUUGCUUGUUAGAAAUUUAAAAGUUUUUCCCGUGGAAGCUAUCGUUCGUGGAUACAUCACCGGUUCCGCAUGGGCUGAAUAUAAAAAGAACGGAACAGUUUGUGAUAUUACUUUGCCUGAAGGAUUAAAGGAGAGCCAACAAUUUGAGUUGCCUUUAUAUACUCCUAGCACUAAAGCUGAAAUUGGACAACACGAUGAGAAUAUUCAUCCUAACAAAGUCCCCGAAAUUAUUGGAGUAAAGUAUGCACAACAAAUUUCAGAAUUUUCAGUGAAAUUAUAUACAAAGGCAAAAGAAUAUGCCUUGCGUAAAGGAAUAAUUAUAGCAGACACAAAAUUUGAAUUUGGUAGAGACGAAGCGGGAAUUCUUUAUCUUGUUGAUGAAGUAUUAACUCCGGAUUCGUCAAGAUUUUGGCUUGUUUCAAAUUAUGAAGUUGGAAGAUGCCAAGACAGUUUUGAUAAACAAUAUUUAAGAAAUUAUUUAUUAAGUAUUGGAUUUGAUAAAAAAACUGGUAUCGAAUUACCCAGCGAUAUAGUUAAAAAAACGAUGGAAAGGUAUAUUGAGGCUUAUAAAUUAUUAACUGAUUCGGAUCCAACUUUUCUGUAA